Molecule: messenger RNA, 2420 nt
Organism: Triticum aestivum (bread wheat)
Lineage: Eukaryota; Viridiplantae; Streptophyta; Magnoliopsida; Poales; Poaceae
Exons: 12
Coding region: 1-2064 (687 amino acids)
Biological process (GO): RNA processing
Molecular function (GO): RNA methyltransferase activity
Source: RefSeq, a predicted model, not a curated record
AUGGCAGUUGACAUCAUUCACUUGGCUAUGAAUCAGGCCGUCUCCGACGACCCUAAACAGAGGAAGAAGUGGUGCAAGUACAAGACCUACUGGGCUCCAGAUGACCGCCAUGCAGCAGUGUACUGGGAGACGGCUAUCGUGCCGCCGACGGUCAUCGGCGAGGAGCCUAAGGAGGAGGAAGAAGAGGCGGUGCACAUGCCAGCUAGGGCGCCGGAGCCAAUAUUGCAGUUCAGAAGGGUCCGUACUGCAAAUUGCCACCGGUGUGCUGGUUUGCUAACUGAACAGUGGGCCCGUCGUGACAGAGUGGUUACCACCAUCCUCGGCUUCUCUGCCGCGCCAUCUCCACCGUCCGCCGUCAAUCCUCACCGCGCCACAGCCGCCGCCCAGAUGGCCGCGGCUGGCGCCUUCUCCCCUCUCUCCGGCACCCUCCUCCGCCGCCGCAUACCCCUCCAUCAUCACCGCCGCUUCCUCUACAUCGCGGCCGCUGCCUCGGAAGCCCCCGCGCCUGCCCCCACCCCGUCCCAGCCGCCGCCGCCGGCGCGUCCACGCGGGAAGGGGUACUUCCCCAAGAAGAACGAGAUCCUCGAGCUGACCUGCGAGGGGCUCGCCUUCAAGGGGAAGGGCGUCUGCAAGGUCGACGGCUCCUCCUUCGUCCUGCUCUGCGACGGCGCUCUCCCCGGCGAGCGCCUCGUUGCUCGCGUCCGUCGCCUCCGCCGCGGCGCCUUCGCCGAGGCCGCCAAGCUCAAGACCCUCUCGCCCCACCACGACGCCGUCGAGGCCCCCUGCCCCCUCGCCGCCGACUGCGGCGGCUGCAAGAGCCAGUCCCUGGCCUACCCUGCGCAAAUCCACCACAAGUACGUCCAGGUCCGCGACCUGCUGGUAAAUUUCGGCAAGUUUGAUCCCAGGAAGCUGGAGAGCUCGGAUUCAGAUGCCGUCCUUAAGCCCAUCGUGCCGUGCGAUGAGAUAUUUCGGUACAGGAACAAGAUGGAGUUCUCGUUUGGGACGAAGAGGUGGAUGAAAAGGGAGUGGAAGGAGGAGAAAGAGGAGGUGUCGAAGGGGGAAGAGGUGGAGACUGAUGGUUAUUCACUUGGCCUCCAUGCACCAGGGUUCUUUGAUAAGGUGCUUCACGUCGAGACGUGCUUUCUGCACAGUGAGCCAGCAGAUAAGGUUCUUGCAGUUGUUCAAGGAAGUUGGACGGAUCCGGCUCUUGGCCUCACGCCUUACGAUGUCUACAAGCACACUGGGUUUCUCAAGCAUCUAAUGAUACGAACUGGAAGAAAUGUCAGCACUGGAGCUCCAGAAGUGAUGGUCAAUUUUGUGACAUCAUGUUAUAAACCUGAGCUACUGGUGCCUCUUGUGGAUAGAAUCACAAAAAUAUCUGAAGUGGUAAGUGUCGUAAAUAAUGUGAAUACAUCUGUUGGCAAUACAUCUGUGGGUGAGCAAGAAUAUACCUUGUACGGGAAACCGACCAUUACAGAGAUGUUGAGAGGACUUACAUUCCAGAUAUCUGCCAACUCCUUUUUCCAGACUAAUACAAAACAGGCUGAUGUUCUUUAUAAGCUUAUUGGAGAUUCUGCUGGGCUUAAAGGAGAUGGCUCUGAGAUUGUUCUUGACUUGUUUUGUGGAACUGGAACCAUUGGGCUGACUCUUGCUAGAAGUGCAAAGCAUGUUUAUGGAUAUGAAGUUGUCCCUGAAGCCAUUGCGGAUGCCCAAAAGAAUGCUCAGUUGAAUGGUAUCAGUAAUGCUACAUUUGUUCAGGGAGACCUUAACAAAAUCAACGAAACAUUUGGGAAGGAAUUUCCAAAGCCUGACAUAAUCAUAUCAGAUCCUAAUCGUCCUGGGAUGCACAUGAAGUUAAUCAAGUGGCUGCUGGAAGUUAAAGCCCCUCGAAUAGUGUACGUCUCGUGUAAUCCAGCUACUUGUGCACGGGAUCUGGACUAUCUAUGUCAUGGCGUGGAGGAGAAAGGCCUGAGCGGGUGCUACGAGCUGAAGCGUGUAAUACCUGUCGAUAUGUUUCCCCACACUCCUCAUAUUGAGUGUGUUUGCUUAUUGGAGCUGUGCUGAUUUUCAGUUCCGUUCAGCUAGAGCCACCAGAAGAGAUUCAUAUUCUGAAACGGGGUACACCUAUUUUUGAUGUAGAGUAUAUGCACGCGGCAUAUCAUGAACGGUGGUUUACUGAAGCCAUUUUGAAGCUAACCAGACUCGCUGAUUGCUGAAUGUAUUGUUCAGUUCGCGUAUCUCAAGCUGAAGAGGCACACAACGCGAAUGUGACGUACUGUGUGGGUUGAAGCCCUGGAACUACAAGUGCCCUAUAGAAGGAUUCUGGAAAAAUCUUCGACAGUUGAAGUUCUUUUAAUUGUUGCAGGCAGGCGAUACAUUCUGUUAACAGUGAGAAAAGAAAAGGAUGGAUUUGUCUGAUC